ACAUACCUACAUCGUUGGUUGUACACAAUUAAUUAUUUAUAAAAAAAUAAAAAUAGAAAAAGUGAUUGGUGAAGUAAUAAAUUGAAAACACAAUGGCACAAUCUCAGUUCUCACUAACGUGGGAAAGUCAUAAAAGAAAUAUGUGUACCGGAUUAAGUAGCCUACAGCAGAACAAUGAAUUUGUUGACAUGACACUAGCAGCCGAAGGUCAUUUUGUGAAAGUGCACCAAGUCAUAAUCGCUCUGUCUAGUCCAUAUUUCAAGGAUCUCCUGGCUUCAGCACCGUGUCAACAUCCAGUUGUGUUUCUCAAUAAAGUAUCAUACACAACUUUAAGCUUGAUACUGGAGUACAUAUACACCGGAGAAGUGUACAUCAACGUUGAGAACCUAUUGGAGCUGAUUGAGGCAGCGAAAGAAUUGAAGAUAAAAGGACUUGAAGACAUGAAAUUACCCGAAAUUACAUCUGUUCAAGAGCCUGAUGUUGAGGACGAGAUGAGCACACAAGAACAUGAUUACAAUGAUGAAAAUUCACAGAUUGAGGCUUUAGAAGAGGGUACAUGUUACUUAGAGAUAUCAAAUUUGACCAUGGAUGAAAAACCUUAUAUAAUAGAUGAUGACAGUUAUUCAGUGGUAGAAUGCAAAGAACAGCUAUUACAACAUGUAACGGAUCACACGUACGAAGAGACGAUUAAACAGGAUCAAAACGCUGAUGACACAAACGAAAAUGAAACUUUACCUAAUUCGGAUAAAAAUAUCACUACUCUAUUUAGUAACAAUGCAAAAGCUUCCGUGAUACAAUACACAGUGUCCAAUCAAGGCUCAUUACAGAUGAUAUUAAACAGAUACAUAUAUUAUUUGAAGCACACAAACAAGAAUAAGUCGCAACAGUGGCGGUGCAUAGACUAUUUGAACAGCAAGAAAUGUCCAGCUUAUGUCGUUAGCAAAGACGGUGUCAUUAUAUUAAGGAUUUCAGCUCACACACACGCCUUCCACGACAAAAGGAUUUUAAAGAAAGUUCGGUCGGGUGUUGUGUUCUCGGCGCUCGACGAAGCAGAGGAACGCGGUUUUGAUAUAAAGAAAAAUAAAAGCUAUGAUGGAAACAGCGAAUAAACAUAUAUAUUUUAA
Molecule: messenger RNA, 1124 nt
Organism: Bombyx mandarina (wild silkworm)
Lineage: Eukaryota; Metazoa; Arthropoda; Insecta; Lepidoptera; Bombycidae
Biological process (GO): regulation of transcription by RNA polymerase II
Cellular component (GO): nucleus
Molecular function (GO): protein binding
Source: RefSeq, a predicted model, not a curated record